UGCUGAGCCCACAGUGUGACCUGGGUCCCUGUACCGCCUCCCAUUGCUCCCACUCUGCCAUGUGCCACUUUGAGGUCUCCUCACACUCCUGCGGUUUUCCAUUUUGUCAUAGGUUGCUGGCAGAUUACAGGCCUCCCAUAGGUGCCGCCAGGCCCCAAAUCGGCCAUGGGCCCCCGUACCGCCUGGUCACGCUGCUGCUGAGCCCACAGUGUGACCUGGGUCCCUGUACCGCCUCCCAUUGCUCCCACUCUGCCAUGUGCCACUUUGAGGUCUCCUCACACUCCUGCGGUUUUCCAUUUUGUCAUAGGUUGCUGUAUGGCCUCCCAUUGCUGUUGCCUCCACCGCCACACUGUGGCUCCAAACACUGGUUUUGGCCCCGUGACUGGCCAAAUGAGUGAAGUGUGCGGUGAUUCUAAGAUCGACGGCACUCAUCUGCAUGUCAUACUGACUGAUAGUAUUAUUUAUCUUCUCCAGCAGACUCCAAGGGCAUUUAAAUUAAAGGUACAGUGUUCUGCACUAAUAUUA
Messenger RNA from Staurois parvus, 525 nucleotides. Lineage: Eukaryota; Metazoa; Chordata; Amphibia; Anura; Ranidae. The record is from the annotation of a GenBank genome assembly.